Messenger RNA from Brachypodium distachyon (stiff brome), 962 nucleotides. RefSeq lists its product as uncharacterized. The record is from RefSeq and is a predicted model, not a curated record. The coding region runs from base 94 to 762 and encodes 222 amino acids. The transcript has a single exon. NCBI's taxonomy places the organism in Eukaryota, Viridiplantae, Streptophyta, Magnoliopsida, Poales, Poaceae.
CCAGAGGCACCGAGUGAUAUCCACACGACCACACCCAUAGCUAACAGUCUGUCUUACGCUGUUACACACGUACGUAUAGCUAGCUUGCACAAGAUGAAGCUUCAGCAGGUAGCCGCACUUCUGCUGGCCCUUGCUGCGUCGGCCAGCGCCGUGACGUUCGACGCAUCCAACACGGCGUCGAGCACUGCAGGAGGGCAGCGGUUCAACCAGGCCGUCGGCCUCGAUUACUCGAAGCAGGUCCUCUCAGACGCCUCCACCUUCAUCUGGACCACCUUCAACCAGCGUUCCACCGCUAACCGCAAGCCGGUGGACGCCGUGACCCUCGUCGUGGAGAACAUCGACGGCGUCGCCUUCGCCAGCAACAACAGGAUCCACCUCAGCUCCAAGUAUGUCGGCGGCUACUCCGGCAAUGUGAAGGCCGAGGUCACCGGCGUGCUGUACCACGAGGCAACGCACGUGUGGCAGUGGAACGGGCAAGGGAAGGCCAACGGCGGGCUCAUCGAGGGGAUCGCCGACUACGUGCGGCUCAAGGCAGGCUUCGCACCGGCGCACUGGCGGAAGGCCGGCGAGGGCGACCGGUGGGAUCAGGGGUAUGAUGUGACGGCGAGGUUCCUCGACUACUGCGAUUCGCUCAAGCCAGGGUUUGUCGCGGAAUUAAACGGCAAGAUGAAGGGUGGGUACACCGACGAUUUCUUCGCGCAGAUUCUCGGUAAGAGCGUGCAGCAGCUGUGGAAGGAUUACAAGGCCAAGUACGGAGGCUGAAUAGUUUACUGAUUCAUAAUAAGUAUAACAAGUGUCUUGAAUCUAAUACAAAAUUAUUACGGAUUGGAUGGACUAUAUUAUUCAUGCACUGUUUGAUGUAAUAAUUAAGAGACUGUACUGAAACGAUCAAAAAGACAGAUGUUUACAUCUGUAUCUUUUAUUGAAAAAGGAUGAAAUGGUACAAAUAAACGAUUCUCCUA